AUGCGAGAGAGAGAGAGAUUGAAUUGGGGCUUUUCUUUAGUCGACAAAUUGGGGUUUAACCAGAGGUCGAGCGGGAAGAAAUCCCUCUCUCAUCUCCUAAGCUUCUUCUCUUUGGUUCUCUCCCACGGUGCGAUUUCUCAGGGUUUAAUUAAUGGCGAGAACGAAGCAUUUCGCGCGACGAAGUCGGAAUCAAACAGAUGCCAAUGUCCCUUCUUCGUCGGCGGCAGGUCCGAGUACAGUACGGCAGGUAUCACACUCGAGCGAGAAGGGCUAGUGAAAGUGGUGGUGGAGAUAAUGCUCAACAAACAACUUCACCAGCUACUGAAUAAGAAAGGAACAGCUAACAGAACCGGACAGGCUACGCCACAAAGUUCACAAAAGAGGCCUUAUCGAUACAAGCCAGGGACCGUUGCUCUGAGAGAGAUUCGCCAUUUUCAGAAGACCACAGACCGUCUACUUCCUGCUGCUAGUUUUAUAAGAGUAGUGAGAGAGAUAACCGAGAUUUAUGCUCAUCCAGAUAUCCGUAGUUGGACAGCUGAAGCUCUUGUAGCUCUCCAAGAGGCGGCAGAAGAUUACUUAGUUGGUAUGUUCUCAGAUUCAAUGCUUUGUGCUAUCCAUGCAAGACGUGUUACUCUAAUGAGAAAAGAUUUUGAGCUUGCACGCCGGCUCGGAGGUAAAGGCAGACCAUGGUGA
Molecule: messenger RNA, 693 nt
Organism: Arabis nemorensis
Lineage: Eukaryota; Viridiplantae; Streptophyta; Magnoliopsida; Brassicales; Brassicaceae
Source: the annotation of a GenBank genome assembly